This is a messenger RNA of Dichomitus squalens LYAD-421 SS1, 3321 nucleotides long. RefSeq lists its product as uncharacterized. The record is from RefSeq and is a predicted model, not a curated record. Bases 37 to 3141 code for a protein of 1034 amino acids. Lineage: Eukaryota; Fungi; Basidiomycota; Agaricomycetes; Polyporales; Polyporaceae. Gene Ontology annotation, cellular component: microtubule organizing center. The transcript is spliced from 7 exons.
CUCGGCGACGUCGACAGCCCCUCGACCGCCGCAACUAUGUCUGCGGCGCUUAACACCCAGGCGGACACAUCAGCACAAUCAUCUGGCACCGUCCCGGACAUCUCGCUCGGCUCGUUCACGUCUACAUUCUCAACCCCUGCCCGCAAGCUCCGGAUCCCCUCGGCUUCUACAGGAACAACCGCUGUUUCACCGCCAAACGGGUCAUUUGCGAAGCGGCGUGCGGAGGAGGCCACCCCCAUCUCGAAGCGCUUUGGACAUGCAGACGACGGUGAAGAAGAGGAUGGGGACGUCUUGGAUACCCCAGACGGGCGGAAGGGGUCAGAGCGUUGGGGUGACACGACGACGGACGUCUCUGCUCCCGGACGCCCCAAACGCACGCGGAGUGCGGGGACGAAAGGCGGGACGAACCUAACACUACGAGACCAGGAGAAGCACAUCGACGCGCUCAAGAAGGAGAACUUCAACAUUAAGCUCAAGGUGCACUUCCUCGAGGAGCGGCUCGCGCAGCUUGCCCCCGACCAGAUCGAUGCCGCGCUGAAGCAAAACAUCAACCUCAAGAUCGAAGUCCAACAGCGCGGCAUGGAAAUCAAGAAAUUGAAGAAGCUCGUACUCGAGCUCCAGCGUGAGCUUGAGCACUCGCAGCGCGCGGGCGGCGCCCAAUCGCGGGCACGCGAGCUUGAGGAGAAGCUAGCGGAGCGGGAGCAGGAGCUACGAGAGCUGAGGAGGAGGCGGGCAAUUGGGCCGGACGAUGGUGCUUCGAGGGAGCUGGAAGCGCGGAACGCGGAGCUGGAGGAGGAGCUGGGGAAUGUUCGUGGGCUGCUGGAGGAGAAUACUGAAGAGCUGGAAAGGCUGCGUGAGCUCGCCGAAUCGAGAGACGACCAUUCAUCACUCGGGAGCGAACGAUGGAGGAGACAGGCCGAAGAGUUGGAGGGCGAAAACGAGGAACUGCGGGCCCGCAUCGACGAGCUUGAGGAGUUGGCGGUUCAGAGGACGGACGAGAGGGACGACUUGGCAGAUGAGGUCGAGGCGCUAAGACUCGAGCUCGAGGAUUUGCAACGGCGACGCGAAGCAGAGUCAAUUGAGCGCAGCCAUAGCCGUGCCCAGAUCUUGGAGGAGCGCGAAGGCAGGGAAGCGAUCGAGGAGGACCUUAAUGCAGUUCGUGACAAACUUGCGGCAGCACAGAUUGAGCUCCAGCAAAAGGAGGACGAGAUCGACAUGAAGCACAGGGAGAUCGAGGAGCUCAUAGCGGAGCACCAGCGGAUCGUGGAGAGCGUGGAGGAAGAAUGGCGAGGGGAGGUCGACGAGGCCAAGGGCCAGAUGGAGGAGCUGCGCGACGCGCUCGAGCAGCGGGAUGCGGAGUGUAAAGAGCUACGCCUACACAUCGAUGAGUAUGAAGCAAACGCGGAGGACUUACACCAGAAGUUCGAGGCGACGCUCGUACACCUGGAGCGCGAAGCUGAAGAGAAGGACAACGAACUCGAAGCGGCCAACCGUGAUCUGGAGAAGAUGAGCAACCAGCUCUACGCGCUGGAAGAGGAGAACGAGCGGCUUAAGGAGGAGAUGGAGCGCGUGCGCGAGGACGAGGCGGACGAGCGCGACCGCCUUGAGCAGCUGAGUGCAGCACUCAAGCAGAAAGUCGCGCAACUGAAGGCCGACCUCCAGGAGCUGACGGAUCUCUAUAACACUCGCGAUGCUGAAGCCCAAGAGCAUCGUGCGCGCAAGGAGGAGCUCGCACAGCACAUUGAAAAGGUUGUGCAAGAGCUGCAGCGCGAACGUGCGGUGCGGGAGCGCCUCGAGGUCGACUUCGACAAGGCCGGGAAGGAACAUGACGAUGCCAUCCGGCAGGAACGUCGCGCUCUCGAAGCCAAGGAAUCGGCGCUCCAGUCCGCCCUCAACGAUCUUGCGCGUGCGCAAUCGCUGCUCACUCAGCGCGAGGCGGAUCUUGCCGCCGUGCAGACUGCCCUCCAGACCCUCGAAGCCGACAACAAGAAGCUUGGAGAGUCUCAUACAACGGCUAGAUUCUCCCUCCAACUCGAAGUUGACCGCCUGCGGCGGGAUGUGGAGCGACUCGAGGACGAGCUCGCCCGCGCGCGCAAGGAGCUCGAUGAUCGCGAAGGGAAGGGUCGAGAUCGCGACGGCGUCAUCGACAAGCUGUACGUAGAGAACCGGGAUCUCGCGACACAGCUUGCUGCCGAAACCCAAGCGCGCUUGAACUUGUCGGAGAAGCUCGACGGCACGCAAGCCUCCCUGCACACGGCGGAGUCGGAAACUGCCAACCUGCGGACACGCGUUGCGGAACUCGAGCAGCGACUGUCAAAGGACCAACGUGCACUGCUGGCUGCCGAAGCUCAGUACCGGGACCAGUUGACAGAGCGCAACACACUGCUCUUGACGAUCUAUCAAUAUAUGGAUAAGAUCGUUGGUGUCGACAAGACUCCGAAGAAGUACGGACAAGCGGAGACAAAGCCGUUCACGAACUUCAGCGUCUUCCACGACAAUCUCAUCACGCGUCUCAAGGCGCUCAGCCAGAUUCAGAGCGACUUCGAGAAGCGCGUCAAGGAGGCGGAGCAGCGAUACAGCGACAAGCUGAACGACAUGCGCAAGCAGCUCGAUCUUCGGUGGAAGCAGAUCGACAAGUUUGAGGCGAGUGUGAAGACGCUGGCCGAAGCCAAGGCAACGUGGCGCAAGAAACUCAGCGCAAAGGAGGGCGAGAUUGAAGCCUUACAGGCUACGAACGCCGCAUUGCAGUCCGCCGUUGUUACUCGCAAGGGCAAUCAGGCAGAUUCGAUGGAGAUACGAGCGCUCACCGCACGGGCCCAGAACGCGGAGCGACGUGCCAUCAACCUCCAGAAUCAGCUUGUGCAGUCCGAGGAGAAGCUCACUGCAGUAAAUCAGAAGACGACUGUGGCUGACAGCAAGUGGGAGGCGCGCGUCAAAGAGUACGAAACUCGUCUGAAGACCGCCGAGGAGAAGAUCAAGCGGGAGAAGCAGGGAGGGAAGGAGCGGGCCAGCGAGCUCGAGAAUCAGCUGAAGUCGCUACAACGGCAGUUAGAGCUGGCGAACAAACGGACCAGCACCCUGAACGAGAUCAUCGAGACUGCGGGGCUGUCUGCCAAAGGCUCGCCAGCUCUAGGGAAGUGAUGAACCUGCUGUUCCGCCGGUCGGACCAUUUCAUGCUGUCUGGUGCGCGAAUUGUUACCUUCGCUGUCUACACGCUUUCGUUAUCUGCUUGUCAACUGGGUUAUAUCUUGCGCAUAGGUAAUGUAUAAUCACCUCGUAUACCAGCCGCAUGCAUGCCACAUUUACUGUAUCCACUAUCAC